CACACAGAGAGAGACAGACAGAGAGAGAGAGAGAGAGAGAGAGAGAGACAUCGUGAGAGAGAGAGAGAGAGAGAGAGAGAGAGAGAGAGAGAGAGAGAGGUGAAAGGAGGCUCAAUGAGAAGGUGGAAGAGUAAGAGUGUGGUAAAGUGUGUGUAAGUAAGAGAUAUAGUAUGUAGACUACAGCAGGCAGAUUGGGGGAGAAGUGUCGGAUGAUAGCAAGCUCACAUUAGGAGCUCAGUGCAGCUGUCCCUCUCUUAUCAACACCUCAGGGAAGGAAAAAAGCACUUUGGAAGCCCUGGAUCAGCGCAGGCCUGAGAAGCUGGGUGAUGGGCUGUGCACAAUGCAAAAAGACAACAGAAGAAAAUGCGUGGGACGUAAAUGUCGACGCUGUCACCAGUCAGCACUAUUUCCCUGAUCCUACCACAACAAGAUGGAACCAAGACAUCAACAUUUUUGCCAGCAAAUCCAUAUGUGUAGUAGAAGGACCUUUUAUAGCUGGAGUACAGAGAGGCGUGGGUGUCCAAGCAUCUAUAGGAGGAGGAACCACCUUCAUUGCGCUGUAUGACUAUGAAGCUCGGACUGAAGAUGACCUGAGUUUUGUGAAGGGAGACAAACUCCACAUAAUAAAUAAUUUUGAAGGGGACUGGUGGGAGGCAAGAUCACUGCGCUCUGGGGCCACAGGAUAUGUUCCUAGUAACUAUGUGGCUCCUGUGAAUUCUAUCCAAGCAGAAGAGUGGUAUUUUGGUAAACUUGGCAGGAAGGAUGCUGACAGACAGCUCAUGGGCGAAGGGAAUAUGCCAGGAAGCUUCCUAAUCAGAGAAAGUGAAACUACAAAGGGUGCUUUCUCCCUAUCUAUCCGUGACUGGGAUCAUACAAAAGGUGAUCAUGUCAAACAUUACAAGGUCCGAAAGAUUGACAAUGGAGGUUUUUACAUCACAACACGGGCGCAGUUCGACACUGUGCAAGAGCUGGUACAACAUUAUAAAGAAUUCAAUGAUGGGCUAACCCAUUUGUUAACAAAGCCUUGUGUCAACCUGAAACCUCAAACUUUGGGACUAGCAAAAGAUGCCUGGGAAAUAACGAGAGAGUCCAUCACCCUAGACAAAAAACUAGGACAGGGCUGCUUUGGGGAUGUCUGGAAAGGUACAUGGAGUGGAACCACUACAGUUGCAGUGAAGACCCUCAAACCUGGCACUAUGUCCCCGGAAGCAUUUUUAGAGGAGGCUGAGAUCAUGAAGAAGCUUCGCCAUGAUAAACUAGUCCAGUUAUAUGCAGUGGUGUCUGAAGAGCCCAUAUACAUUGUUACUGAGUAUAUGACACAAGGAAGCUUGCUGGAUUAUCUGAAAGAAAAGGACGGGCGAUACUUGAAGUUACCGCAAUUAGUGGACAUAUCAGCACAGAUUGCAACUGGUAUGGCAUAUAUUGAACGAAUGAAUUAUAUUCACCGUGAUCUCAGAGCUGCUAAUAUUCUUGUGGGGGACAACUUGAUCUGUAAGAUUGCAGACUUUGGACUUGCUCGUCUCAUAGAAGACAACGAGUACACAGCUCGACAAGGUGCCAAAUUUCCCAUCAAGUGGACAGCUCCUGAGGCUGCUAUGUAUGGCAGAUUCACCAUUAAAUCUGACGUCUGGUCAUUUGGAAUCCUAGUGUCUGAGCUGGUGACGAAAGGAAGAGUUCCGUAUCCAGGCAUGAGUAAUAGAGAAGUACUGGAGCAAUUAGAAAGAGGGUACCGCAUGCCAUGUCCUCAGAGCUGCCCCCCAUCUCUGCAUGACCUUAUGUUACAGUGCUGGAAGGGAGACCCUGAGGAGCGUCCAACAUUUGAAUACUUGCAGUCCUUUCUGGAAGAUUACUUUACGGCCACUGAACCUCAGUAUCAGCCUGGAGAAAACCUCUAAGGCCAAGAAGAGGUGACAACUAGGAUCAUGGAAUUAGAACUCUUAUGACAUCUCCAUUUUGAAUGUUUACAAAAAAAGGAAAACCAAGAAGGUCACUUUAAUAGACUACCACAAACGUGGAUUGUCCAUCGACUAUAGGAUAUCUAAUGCCUUAUUGUCAAUCAAUAUCUGGGUUUUAUAGAGGUGCAAUGAAUUUCCAGGAGAACAAGCAUAGAGGAAUCAGGUCUUAGAUGUAUUUAUGAUAACAGACUGCAUAUUGACAUUGAUGAAGCUGUGGAUAAAAAUUUGUAGUAUCUGCUGGAGAACAUGCAUUGUGAGAAUAUGUAUAUGUGAGCAUACCUGGGAACUUACUGACUUUGACCCUGAGUCUCUGGAAUAUUCGGUAUAUCUCAGGGAUUAAUGGCUACAAUCUCAGUAUCACUCCCAGUUGUCUCAAAAUGCCCUAGUUUCUCUUGUUACUGGAACUCUCACCUGGCACUUCGCUCCAUAGCUGACUCUGCACUACGGCAGACACAGGUACCAUCCUCCAUGCGCCCAAGACAUCACUCUGUCUCUGCCAGCAGGCUACCAGCAUUGCUAGGCCACACUACACACUGGUCGGGUCCUGGGUGUUGCUAUGACAGUCCAGGUCAGCUAUACGCUGAUCAGUCAAUUAUAGACUAGCCGGAGCAAGCCUGAACCACCUGGCAUUAUCCAGCCUAUCCCUGCACUUCCAGGGGUAUAAGGCUGUAGAACUGGAACACUCAAAUUGCCAGUGCAACUGUUUGGCAUAUUGUAGUUCUUACUAUGCACUGCUGUUCCUGAGCCUCCGUGACUAGUUUCCAGUACUAGUGUUUUCCCUUUUACCGGUGCUGUAUUCCUUCUGGCUGCUCUGCGUAUCCAGUGUCCAGGUUACUGCUACUUUGUCUUUGCUAUCCCAGACUCCAGAACACAGAUGGCCUCUAGAUAUUACUGGAAUCCUGUUUCCAGCUUCAGUCUCAUCUGUGUCACUACAGACCAGCAAUUGUUCUUUGAGUCCAGCAACCUCCUAAGCUAUUGCUGUAGUUAUUAGCAGGGCUGCCAUCAAGGGGGUGCCCUGUGUACAGUUGUCCCGGGCCCGGCCACUCUGACAGAGUGGAGGGCCCGGGCUGCACACACAGUCACCCGUGGACCUUUGAUUGGCUCACGGAUCGGCGCUGAAUUGAACGGGGACACCCGCACCCGCCGGAGACUGAGGAGAAGGAGAGGCGCAGGCUGCGCUCUCCUCUCCUCACACACACAAACAGGUGAGCAGCAGGGGAGGGCUUCCUGUAUAUCUGGCACUGGGGGCAUAUCUGGCACUGGGGGGGCAUGUAUAC
Pseudophryne corroboree (corroboree frog) is the source of this 3232-nucleotide messenger RNA. RefSeq names its product FGR proto-oncogene, Src family tyrosine kinase (gene FGR). NCBI's taxonomy places the organism in Eukaryota, Metazoa, Chordata, Amphibia, Anura, Myobatrachidae. Gene Ontology annotation, molecular function: non-membrane spanning protein tyrosine kinase activity; signaling receptor binding; ATP binding. The transcript has 13 exons. The coding region runs from base 327 to 1895 and encodes 522 amino acids. The record is from RefSeq and is a predicted model, not a curated record. Gene Ontology annotation, biological process: cell differentiation; protein phosphorylation; cell surface receptor protein tyrosine kinase signaling pathway. Gene Ontology annotation, cellular component: extrinsic component of cytoplasmic side of plasma membrane.